Messenger RNA from Rotaria sordida, 258 nucleotides. Lineage: Eukaryota; Metazoa; Rotifera; Eurotatoria; Philodinida; Philodinidae. The record is from the annotation of a GenBank genome assembly.
AUGGUUAAAAAAAUUCUCAUUGCCGGUGCAUCCGGUCUCAUUGCUAUUAUACUAAUUAAACAUCUAUUUAAAAAAAAUCUUAACUAUGAUAUUUAUGGAAUUGAUAAACAUAUUGGAUUGUCGUCACGUUAUCAGCUUGAAAAUACACCAAUAACAGAAGGUCAACAGCCAAUAUUACCAUCAAAAGAAAAAUUCUAUGUAUGUGAUAUCACUGAUGAAAAAUCAAAUUUCACGUAUUAUCCAAAAAAAUCAAAUUAA